Messenger RNA from Talpa occidentalis (Iberian mole), 3705 nucleotides. It is a transcript of the gene PRKRIP1, whose product is annotated as PRKR interacting protein 1. Gene Ontology annotation, cellular component: nucleolus. The transcript is spliced from 6 exons. NCBI's taxonomy places the organism in Eukaryota, Metazoa, Chordata, Mammalia, Eulipotyphla, Talpidae. Gene Ontology annotation, biological process: negative regulation of protein kinase activity. Gene Ontology annotation, molecular function: protein kinase binding; double-stranded RNA binding; protein kinase inhibitor activity. Bases 30 to 587 code for a protein of 185 amino acids. The record is from RefSeq and is a predicted model, not a curated record.
CCGCGCGCCCGGGAGGCAGGAAAGCUGUCAUGGCGAGCUCGGCCGCCUCUUCGGUGCGACCACCGAGGCCCAAGAAGGAGCCCCAGGCGCUCGUCAUCCCCAAGAAUGCGGCGGAGGAGCAGAAGCUCAAACUGGAGCGGCUCAUGAAGAACCCGGACAAAGCAGUUCCAAUUCCAGAAAAAAUGAGUGAAUGGGCACCUCGACCUCCCCCAGAAUUUGUCCGAGAUGUAAUGGGUUCAAGUGCAGGGGCUGGAAGUGGAGAGUUCCAUGUGUACAGGCAUCUGCGCCGGCGAGAGUACCAGCGACAAGACUACAUGGAUGCCAUGGCUGAGAAGCAAAAAUUGGAUGCAGAGUUUCAGAAGAGAUUGGAAAGGAAUAAAAUUGCUGCAGAGGAGCAGACUGCAAAGCGGCGAAAAAAGCGCCAGAAGUUAAAAGAAAAGAAAUUAUUGGCAAAGAAGGUGAAGCUUGAACAGAAGAAACUAGAAGAAGGAUCCAGUCAGUCCCAGGAGCAGCCGUCCAGCAGCUCUGAGGGGGCAUCUGGAUCAGAGGAAGAGGAGGAGGAGCCCAGCUUCAUCAUGGGGCGAUGAUGUUUGCCAUGGGAGCCGUCUGGAGCCAGGCCCAUUCUGUGACUAGGGCCUCAGCCAUCCCUGCACACAGCUCAGAGGGAAAGAGGGCUCGAUUUCAGCACAGCUGUCUUGCCACAGCCUCUGGGACAGUGAGCAGCGGGAGCACACCCGGGCUGCUCAGCCCCACCUGGCUGCAGGAUGCGGAGCCUGAGGGACAGAGAGGACCGUCUCCUGCAUACUCAGUGCUCCUGCCAAGCAGUUUGCUAAUGUUCCUGCCGAAAGAGGGAAAAUAUGAAACCUGCUGGCACUGGUGCCUGUUCUCACAGAUUUGGACAUGAUGCGUUUGGGGCUGGUUUCUGUAAAAGGAUUGUUUAUUUAGUAAAGAGCAGAAACACAAGGUUUUCUUUAGACCGGUGAAAUGCUGAUUACAAAAGCUGUAGGGAAGGCUGUGGAAUGAAUUGAUGGGGACAGGGCCUCAGGGCUUCCUUUUACAUGGGCCUCUUCCCAGACUCAUUGAAGGAAGUGGCCUGGGCUCUGGGACCGUCUGGCACUGCAGGGCACCUGAUCUCCAUGUCCUCAGCAGAGUGUGCAGAUUGUGCCCCAAGAUACAUGUUCUGGCCCAGCAGCACCCACCACACUUGUGUGUAUUGAGUGUAUCGGGCCUGAGCAGAGGGAGACGUGGUUUCACCCUGUGCACUGAGCCAUGGAAGGGAACUGGUAAAAAGAGCUCUUGGGAGAACAUUUGAAGAUUAGAAGGAUGAGCAGGACUGGGCCAGAGCAGAGGGCGUGGAGUCAUGGCCAGACUUAGAGGGAGGGGAUGGGGAUGGGCCUACCAAAGGCUGUUUCAUCCUGAGGUCAAAGGGGAUCUAAAUAGAAAGUGGGUAGUGAUUCAGGGCAGUGGUUUCUAAUUAGAGCCAUUGCCUGCUUUGGAUUUUUUUUUAUCUCCAACUCCCAGGUUUCUAAGUAUGUUUUGUGCCUUUAGUGGAAUUUGAUAGGAUUUAGGAAAUAGUACUUGAGAAUGAAGGAAAACCAAGAAACCUGGACCUUUCUUUCACUUUUUUUUUUUUUAAGAUUGAUUUAUUUAUACAAGAACCAGGGUACAGGCCAGAUGCGUGGGAGGGUGAGAGGAUUUACCGGAGCCAGAGUGGGGAACAGAACAGGCAGACUGACAAAAUACACUGCUGAGGGGAGCAGCGGGUGAGACAGGCGAGGUCUGCUGUGCCAUGUGGGCAUCUCACUGGCCGGCCAUGAUCCAACCCGCGCUGCAGAGGCUGCAGACACCUUCACAGCAUGGUGCUCAACCACCUUCACCACCAGGGAGGCCCUCUUUCACUUUCAUAGUGAUUUCCCUGGCCCCGCCCUGAACCAAGCACCAUCUGUGACGACUUCUGUCCUUUCAGCAGUUCAAAUCACAGGAAUUUUUCUUUCCCAGGAAACUGAAAUGGAAAGUCACCCCUAAUAAAUUAGCACACACCCUGACGGGACAUUUUGAAACCCAUGUUUCUCUUUUGUCAGAGACUGGCUGGUUAGUUUUGUGUUUUGUUUUGUUCUGUUUUUCAGCUGUUGGUUUUCUUAACUCCCUGGAAAGGGUAUGUUACAGCUCUUAACGAACCUGCAGCCUUGAUCUCAUGGAUGUUCUUUCUCAUUGGAAGCUGUUGAGGGUGGCAGAGCUGGGACCCCAAGGACCUGGGUUCAAGUCCUAACCCUCCUCAGAUAAGCCAAGGAGCUCUGGGCAAGUCAUUUCCUGCUCUGCCCCAUUCACCCGACCAGGAGCUGAGUGAGACUGAGGAGCAGAUGCGUAUUGCACGGCUGGCGGGAGACCUAAUGACAAAGAACAGGGUGCCAGGCCAGACAUUUACAGAUUGUAGCUUCACUGGACUUCAGAAGAUGAUGUUUAGGCAGUUUCUGGCAAUUUUUAAGGCCUCAUCAAAAUCUUCAUGUAACUCAAUUUGUCUUAAGGGUUUUGUUUGGGGAUAGGAAACAGCUAGAUGUCAUCAGUGGGAAGGGAGUUGGUGAUACCAGAAGACAUCCCCUCAAAAAAAUCAUGAUUAGGGAACAUCAGUAGAUAAUGCUUUUGUUGAUUGACUCAUGGGUGGGGCGGAAUCUGGAAUUGAACAACCGAGGUGUAUAUAACUCGGUUGUCUCAGGAAACCUCCGUGUAAGAGUUCUGACUUACCAAUUAGGCCUUCAUUCACUUGCUCACUUACUGUGCAAUUCUAGUGCACUUCAUGUGACAUCCCUGUGCCAGGCCUAGUUAUUUGUAUUAGAAUACAUUUUUGCCCUCCAAUUAGAUUACCCAUAUGAAUUUACCAAACAAGAUUUUGAAAUUCAGAGAAGUCUGGGAACUUGUCCAGGUCACUGAGAAAGUAAUGGAGCUGCCACUUAAACUCUGGGACCCCAGAACCUAAUCCUAGCUCCUGUACCAUAGUGCUGUGCAGCUCUGGGAAGAAGCUGUGCGCAGACCCAACCUGGCAGGGAGGGGAGCCCAGGUACUGCUGUUUCGGUGCUGGGACUGUGGCUGAAGGCCCCCCGCCUCGCAUGCUCCUUGGGGCACUGGUGUGUGUAUGCACUUAGCAUAAUAGUACGCCACAAUAUGUGAUCAUUUUCAAUAUAGUUGAGCCUCACUAUCUGCAGUUUCUGUGUGAAUUCAACUAGUCACUAAAAUUUAUUUGUGACUUCCAGGUCAACACUUACAAUGCAUUUACAGUCAUUGGCAAACGUGUGCAAAGUGGUAAAAACUUGAGUUAUCUGAUGGACUCAUUCCCAGCCAAGGGCAAAUGAAGCCUCCUUUCAGAUCAAAGUUGUCUGUUUAAUGGAAGUUUUUUUGCAUUUGUGUGCUUUUUGUUGUGAUUUUGCUGUUUAAAAUGGCCCUCAAAUGUAGUGCUGAAGUAUUAGGUAGUGUUCUCAGCCACAAAAAGCAGGGAUGUGCCUUAGAUAAGCUUCAUUCAGGCGUGAGUUAUAGUGCUGUUGACUGUUCAGUUCAAUAUUAGUGAGAGUGUGUGUGUAUUUUUACAAAAAUGUCUUUAAACAAAAACACACAUAAGACAAGGUUAUAAUUUGAUCUGUUGAUGUUGUGGCCAAAGACUCACAGAAACCUAACCAAGUACUCCCCCCAGCAGCCACGGUCCCAUAGUCAGUC